AUGGAGGAAAAGAUCCCUCCUAUUCUUAGGAAUCUGUGUCACAAGCCAAAGAAUGUGGAUGGUCUAGAAGCUAGAAAAGGUAAGAAAUGUCUUGGGGCCAGUGUGCAAUGGAUAACACGUCUGAUUACCAAAAGAAACACUCCUGAUUGGAGCUAUGAUGAUGUUCCAAUUCCUUUUGGUACCAAGAACCUAGUUACGCGAACUACCCACGCUAUCGGUCCUUCCAGAGUCUCACAGCCCGGCCGCCACACCAUUGAUACCCUCAGACAAGUGGUCAAUUUCGGCCUCGGGCCAGCCAAGCUGCCGCACUCCGUAUUGCUGGAGAUACAAAAGGAUUUACUAAACUACAAAGGCGUUGGAAUUAGUGUUCUUGAAAUGAGCCACAGGUCAUCCAAUUUUGCUAAGAUUAUAAACACCACAGAGAAUCUGGUGCAGGAAUUGUUAGCCAUUCCAGAUAACUCCAAGGUGAUUUUUGUGCAAGGAGGUGGGUCUGGCCAGUUCAUUGCUGUCCCCUUAAAUCUGAUUGGCCUGAAGACAGGCAGAUGUGCGGACAACGUGGUGACAGGAGCUUGGUCAGCUAAGGGUGCAGAAGAAGCCAAGAAGAUUGGGACUGUAAAUAUCGUCCACCCCAAACUCGGAAGCUAUACAAAAAUUCCAGAUCCAAACACCUGGAACCUCAACCCAGAUGCCUCUUACGUGUAUUACUGCACAAACGAGACCGUGCAUGGGGUGGAAUUUGAUUUUAUACCCGAUGUCAAAGGUGCAGUGUUGGUUUGUGACAUAUCUUCAAACUUCCUGUCCAAGCCCGUGGAUGUUUCCAAGUUUGGGGUGAUUUUUGCUGGUGCUCAGAAGAACGUAGGCUCUCCUAGGGUCACAGUGGUGAUCGUGCGUGAUGACCUACUGGGGUUUGCUCUCUGGGAAUGCCCCUCCGUCCUGGAGUACAAAGUGCAAGCUGGAAACAGCUCAUUGUACAACACACCUCAAUGCUUCAGCAUCUAUGUCAUGGGUCUGGUUCUGGAGUGGAUUAAGAACAGUGGCGGUGCAGCAGCCACGGAGAAGGUCAGCAUCGUCAAAUCUCAAAUGAUUUACUAUAUCAUCGGUAACUCUCAAGGGUUCUAUGUAUAUCCAGUGGAGCCCGAGAAUAGAAGCAAGAUGAAUAUUCCAUUCUGCAUUGGCAAUGCCAAAGGAGAGGAUGCUCUAGGAAAAAGAUUUCUUGAUAAAGCUCUUGAGCACAAUAUGCUGUCUUUGAAAGGCCACAGGUCUGUGGGAGGCAUCCGCACCUCGCUCUAUAACGCUGUCACCUUCGAAGACAUUCAGAAGCUGGCAGCCUUCAUGAAAAACUUUUUGCAGAUGCAUCAGCUUUGA
Molecule: messenger RNA, 1365 nt
Organism: Chrysochloris asiatica (Cape golden mole)
Lineage: Eukaryota; Metazoa; Chordata; Mammalia; Afrosoricida; Chrysochloridae
Product: phosphoserine aminotransferase-like
Exons: 3
Coding region: 1-1365 (454 amino acids)
Biological process (GO): L-serine biosynthetic process
Cellular component (GO): cytoplasm
Molecular function (GO): O-phospho-L-serine:2-oxoglutarate transaminase activity; pyridoxal phosphate binding
Source: RefSeq, a predicted model, not a curated record